Chelonus insularis is the source of this 388-nucleotide messenger RNA. It is a transcript of the gene RpL29, whose product is annotated as ribosomal protein L29. The record is from RefSeq and is a predicted model, not a curated record. NCBI's taxonomy places the organism in Eukaryota, Metazoa, Arthropoda, Insecta, Hymenoptera, Braconidae. Gene Ontology annotation, biological process: cytoplasmic translation. Gene Ontology annotation, cellular component: cytosolic large ribosomal subunit; ribosome. The transcript is spliced from 4 exons. Gene Ontology annotation, molecular function: structural constituent of ribosome. The coding region runs from base 124 to 339 and encodes 71 amino acids.
CACCACUUGGAGUUUAUCGAUUUAUCUAUAUUCUCGUAACCAAAACAACGACACGAAACUAUACAUAAUUCUUUUUAACGCCAAUUUUCAGAUCCGCUAGUGGUUUAGAAAUAAUAUAAAAAAAUGGCAAAGUCAAAGAAUCACACAAAUCAUAAUCAAAACAGAAAGGCUCAUAGAAAUGGUAUUAAAAAACCUAAAAAAUACAGGCACGAAUCUACCUUGGGUAUGGAUUUGAAGUUUCUCCGCAAUCAACGGUUUGCUAAAAAACAUAAUCUGAAGCCUAAACAACAAUUAAAGAGAGCAUUAGAAAGAAAAGCUCUCCGAAAUGCUAAAAAAUAAAUACGUUUUGGUGAUGAUAAAAAUUAAAUAAAUUUUUUAAAAACCCAAA